AUGUUAAUUAAUAAACUUUCAAUUAAUGAUUAUCAAGAAAUACUUGAUACUUUACAUGGAGAUCCUAAAUUUGCAAUUAUAUAUUUUUGUCUAAAAUCAGAAUUAAAUUGUUGGUCUCCGACUACAAAAGUAGUUGGAUGGAAAUUAUUUGAUGAUUCCUAUAUUGCAUAUGGAGUUUUAAAUAUUCUCCAAUCUGGAAAACCAUAUUUUCAUAUGCAAAGUAAUAUAUUUGAUAUAGAAAAAUCUGAAAAAGCUGCAAAAUAUUUAUUUAUAGAAAUUUUACCUUUUUUCAGAGAUGAAGAAGAUUUUUGCAUUGCAUGUCCCAAUGAAUUUAUGAUAUCAUUUCGUAAAUUAUUUGUACAAACAACUCCUUUUAUUCACAUAUUAAUUGAUGAUGGUGGAAUUUUGUUUUAUAUAGAUGAAAAAAGUUAUGAAAAAUAUAUUGAUAAAGAAAUAAUUAUUCCAGAAAAAUAUAUCAUUGAUAAAUUAUCACCAGAAGAUUCAGAAAUGAUGGUAAAUGUAUAUUUAUUUAAAGGUAGAGGUGAUAUUAAUCGUAUUACUAAUAGAAUUAAUGAAUUUCCAAAUGUAUGCAUUAAAGAUAAAGAAUCUAAUAAAAUUGUAUCAUUUAUUCAUAAUGAUGGUUAUGGUUUUCUAGCUCAUCAAUAUACAUUCCCUGAUUAUAGAAAACAAGGUCUAGGAACAAUAUGUGAAAAAAGUCUAUCAAAAUUUAAUAAAAAAUUACUUAAUAUUAUUCCAUUAAAAGGGGUUUCUAUUCAUAGAAAAUAUGUUCUUGAAUAUACAAGAAAAUCAGGAUAUUGGAGAAGAAUUCCUAGUAGUAUACAACAAGAUACUGAUAUAUAUUGGACAGUUUUUUCAAAAAAAAAUCUUGAAAAAGUGAUAGCUAAAGACAAUUAA
Molecule: messenger RNA, 915 nt
Organism: Strongyloides ratti
Lineage: Eukaryota; Metazoa; Nematoda; Chromadorea; Rhabditida; Strongyloididae
Product: Acyl-CoA N-acyltransferase domain-containing protein
Exons: 1
Coding region: 1-915 (304 amino acids)
Cellular component (GO): mitochondrion
Molecular function (GO): glycine N-acyltransferase activity
Source: RefSeq, a predicted model, not a curated record